Cherax quadricarinatus is the source of this 1898-nucleotide messenger RNA. RefSeq lists its product as uncharacterized. NCBI's taxonomy places the organism in Eukaryota, Metazoa, Arthropoda, Malacostraca, Decapoda, Parastacidae. The record is from RefSeq and is a predicted model, not a curated record.
GAGUGCUGGCAACCACAGCCUCCUGAGCAGUUUUGGUGUAGAUGAGAGUAAGCAAGAGCCAGAGCAGUGCUGCUGGUGUCUGCCGCCCCCUUCUACCUACCCCACACGUGGCGCUAGUAUCGUAGCGGGGUGGUGGGCGGUGCUGGUGCGUGUGUUGCCGCGGCUGCUGUGGUGGUGGCACCAGCUAGGAUACAGUACGGGUAGCAGCCGUCUCUGAACAUCGCGUCUCUCUUCCAGCUCGGCUCCGGCUCCUUCUGCAUCACUAUGGAUAAUUAUCGCCCUCCGAAGGUCAACCGCUACUGGAAGCGUCCCAAACCCAAAGUGUACGAAUGUAACAUCCGAGAUGCUGAACGCUUUUACCAAGAGUCUUAUAAACAUUACCUCUCUGAAAAAGAAGAGGCGGCCGCUAAAGCUGCAAGGGCGAGGUCUAUAGACACAGACAAGAUAGAGUUCUACCCUCACCUACGAGCUGGUCCUAUCAGGCGCGGGUCUCCAUCAUCCCGUCCUCCUGUCCCUCCUUCCCCUCCAGAGGGAUUUAGAUCUCACCAUGACACUGAUCGCUCGUCGGCAGAGAUUAGUUUCACAAGCCGCUUGGAAGGUCUUCCAACCUAUGAUUCUUCUAAAGACAAUUUCAGCAUCGAAGAACGACUGGAGAGGCUUAAAAGAUUGAGGGCAGAACUGGGCAUGCCUAGUGAUACUAAAACAGGUUAUGCCUCAUCCUCUGCAGUCUCUACGAGAAGUGACUCUGCAACCCGCACCACUGGCAGUGGCCUCGGCGACUUUGAAACUUAUAAAUCCGAGAGAACCUCACGAUCUGUCGCUGAUGGUACUCCUGAUGAAGCCUCUUAUACCUUCAAAUCCCAGAGGACCUCUCGGAUGAACGGCACGGGAGGUCUGGGCGAGGAUUAUAAACUGAAAACUGAAGUCGGUACUGAUGACUACAAAUUCAAGUCAGAACGCAGCACUGACGAUUACAAAUCAAGGUCAGACCACACCAACGAUUACAAGCUACCGUCUAGGUCGGUGGAGUUCGAACUGCCCAGGAUAGAACGAAAACCAUUGACUCUGUCACCAAAGUUAGACAGGAAGAAGGAUGAUUACUCCUUUAAAUCCUCAACGGAAAAGAAGGCAGACCGGUUUUCUAGUUUGUCAUCCGCUGGGUCGUCUUCGAGUGCCACUGGUCGUAGUAGUCGCAAGGUAAUCGCUGAUCUAGAGAUUGAUGAUGACGACACGUCUGUGGUGGAUAUGAUGAAGAAAUUACCUUCCUCCCAAGACAUCCUCGAACGCAUCAGCAAAAUGGACUUGGAUGAUUGACUGGAGGACAUAAUUGACGCUAAACUUUGAUGAUAGUAGCUAAGAUUAAAAUAAAGUAAACUAUGUGAUAAAAAGGGGAUGUAGUGAAGUCUGCUAUGAAGAAAAGCUAUCAGUUUUGCCUCGAGAAGCAGUCUAUUAAUGAAGAACAGUUAGCAAACGAAAGUUCACUGUCCUACAAGGAAAAAAUACUGCAUUUGUGACAUUUAAGGUCAUCAUCACGAGAGAAAGAGCUAUCAUGAUUGUACCAGUGAUGCCACACUGUACGAGUACCAACCAUGGUACCAUUAAAUAAUUUCCCUGUGGAGAGGAUACUUACCAUUAACGUACCAAAAAUAGACCCAUUCUGUGAAGAGCAGCUACUGUGAUUGUGCCUUGGGAUGUUAAUGAAACAUACGAAGAGCGUUAGCUACAUCAUUGGUGUAGUUUUCUCUAAGUGACGACAACACUCUUGUGGAUCAUACAGAAAUCGAGGCCAAUCUCAAUCAAAGUUUGUCGCCAAUUAUGAUAAACACGAAACAAUGAGACACUACCGAGUGUCCGUCCCUACCCUGCAUGAUCCUCACCCACUGCACCACCUCUUCAGU